Solanum pennellii is the source of this 3441-nucleotide messenger RNA. RefSeq lists its product as uncharacterized. NCBI's taxonomy places the organism in Eukaryota, Viridiplantae, Streptophyta, Magnoliopsida, Solanales, Solanaceae. The coding region runs from base 1 to 3441 and encodes 1146 amino acids. The record is from RefSeq and is a predicted model, not a curated record. The transcript is spliced from 3 exons.
AUGGAAGACAACAAUGAACAAGUCCGUCUCACAGACGUCGUGGUGGCUCAGCCCACCGUGGCAGAGCAGAAUGAGCUUAUUGCGCAGCUGAUGCAGCAAAUAGCUGACAUGAGGGUAGAGAUGCAACGGAGGCAAGACACUACUCCGCCCGGAUUCGGCCCCGACUUUCUCGACGCAAGACCUCCUACAUACUUCCCCUCGUCCAACUCGGAUCCUACUCAGCACCGUCCAUCGACACCCGUGCACAACCCGUCUGGGGUAGAUAUGACAACCCAAAACCCCCAAUACGCCUCAGUCUCCUACCAAACUCCCUCACCACUCCCAAACAAUCCACCACAAAUACCACCACACCCCCAAAAUACUCAAACAGCCCCACUACCCCAAAAUCAAACCCAAAAUCCCACCGCCUUCAAUUCCCAAACACCGCAUCCCCACUUAAACCAAAAUACCAAUCCCCAAAAUUAUCCGCAAAACUAUCAAACCGCACAGAACGUCCCAAGCCCUUCCAUAGCUCCACCCCUCCCCAAAAGAACCACAUUCCAAGUCCCCGUCCCGGCCGAGCAUGAGGUGCACGGCUCCGAGUUGGACCAUUAUGAGGAGCAAGAAAGAGAGUGGAGGGCGAGGGAAGAAGCGAAGGUAGACAUAAAGGAGGAGAUCAAGAGGGCAAUGAGAGAAUUGCAAUGUACUCCAGACGUCGCCGGGCUAAGCUACGCAGAACUAUGCAUCCACCCAGACUUGAACCUACCUGAAGGGUUCAAAAUCCCGAAGUUUGAUACCUUCGGAGGGGUGGGCAACCCCAUGGCACAUCUAAGAGCGUACUGUGACCAACUCGUGGGAGUUGGCAAAGAUGAAGCGUUGCUGAUGAGGUUGUUCAGCCGAAGCCUGUGCGGUGAGGCCUUGGAAUGGUUCACAUCCCACGAGACUCGACAGUGGCCCAGUUGGAGCGCGCUGGCUAAGGAGUUCAUCGACAGAUUCGCGUACAACGUCGAAAUAGUCCCUGAUCGUUACUCCUUGGAGAAGAUGAAGCAGAAGCCCACAGAAAGCUAUCGUGAGUUCGCGUACAGAUGGAGGAAGGAGGCAGCGAGGGUGAGGCCUCCAAUGACAGAGAAGGAGAUUGUAGAGGUGUUCAUACGGGUGCAGGAGCCCGAGUAUUAUGACAGAGUCAUCUUAUUAAUCGGCGCCAAGUUCGCCGAGAUAGUCAAAGUAGGUGAGACUAUCGAGGAUGGCCUGAAGUCGGGAAAGAUAGCCCGAGUGUCUGCAUCGCCUGGGUCUUCCGGACUGGUAAGGAAGAAAAGAGAGGAGGUUAACGCUAUCUCACACGGGGGAAGAAAAGCCCCCAGAAACUUACCACGUCCCCAAGGCCGCUCCAAUCCUCCAUCAAAGCCUCAUCAAGCCUACCAUCCACACUCAAAUCACUCCGGCCACUACAAUGCUGCCCCCCAUUAUCCAGAUGCCCAUAUUUUAUCAUAUCAGAAUCCGCCCCCGAUUCCACAAAAUUUUCCCUCCACAUAUCCAAACCACCCCCAAGCUUAUCAAGUCCCUCCCCAUUACCAAAAUGUCGCUCCUAGCUGCGCUAAUGUACAGCCAAGCUAUCGAGCACCGUCUCCCGCAUAUCAGAUACAAACCCCAGCAUAUCAAAGCCCCCAUCCAAAUUACCAAGCCCCAAUGCCAAACCACCAAACAAAUCCCUACCCCAGAGCCCAAGCUCCACGACCAAACGCCCGCAAUUACCAACAAGUCCCUCCCCCUCAGCAGGGCGGGUAUGAUUCCCCUCGCCCCAGGUUUGAGAAGAAGCCCUCCAGAAGCUUCACCGCGUUGGCUGAAAGCAGAACUAAAUUGUUCGAAAGAUUAGCCGCGGCCGGAUACAUCCACCCUGUGGGGCCCAAGCCCGUGGAUGUUAAUUCCAGAUUCUACAGACCGGAGCAGAGAUGUGCUUAUCAUUCCAACAGUGUUGGACAUGAUACAGAAGAUUGUAUCAAUCUCAAGCACAAGAUCCAGGACUUGAUUGACCAGGAAGUGGUCUCCCUUCAGCCUGCGGCGCCAAACGUCAACACGAAUCCGUUGCCAAAUCAUGGAGGUGGAAACAUCAACAUGAUAGAAACUGACGAAGAUGAGCGCGAAGCCAGGAGAAUUACUCCUGUUGUUCAGGAAGACUUGGAAAGGGAUGUAGCUUCUUUGAGCGUCAGGGAAAAGGGAGAGUUUGUCAUCCUGACACCUGCAAAGGCUGUUGCCUUAGUGCCUGCAAAGACUCUCGCCAAGCCCAAGUUCGUUAUAGAAACGGCCGCGGCUCAAGGCAUGACUAGAUCUGGCAGAUGUUUCACUCCUGACGAGCUUGCUCUCGGAGGACAAAAGAAGGAUCAUGCCAAGAGACCGAUCAGCGAAGCAGAAGCUGAAGAGUUCUGGAGGAGAAUGCAACCCAAAGACUACUCCAUCGUCAAGCACUUGGAGAAAACUCCAGCCCAAAUUUCGGUGUGGGCCCUGCUGAUGAGCUCCUGGUCCCACAGACAGGCUUUGAUGAAAGCCCUGGAUGACACAUAUGUGCCCUCGGGUACGAGCAGCGACAAUGUAGCUGCUAUGAUUCACCAGGUCAUUCGGGGGCACCGGAUCAGCUUUUGUGACGAUGAGUUGCCAGUCGAAGGGAGGGCCCACANACCGGCCGAAGGGAGGGCCCACAACAAAGCUCUACACAUCACCCUGAGGUUUGACCUCGGAAAGUUGGAGCAAAACCAGGUCAAUGUGAGAGCAUUCGACGGUGUUCAGAGAGACACGUUGGGAGCUGUGAACCUGACCAUCCAAAUGGGCCCCGCGGAAUUCGAGGCAAAGUUCCAGAUGUUGGACAUCGACACCAGCUAUAACCUCCUGUUGGGAAGUCCAUUCAUCCACGCGGCUGGAGCCGUCCCCUCCACUCUCCACCAAAUGAUAAAACUGGUGUGGAAAAAUGAAGAACUGGUUGUUCAUGGUGAAAAGGGUCAAUCGGGAAGGCAAGUGCCGGUCUCGGACGAGACACCGCAAGGUUCAGACUUCUACACGGUGAAGUUGGUAAAUGCCACCGAUGAGGGCUUGGCCCCGCAGACUCCCAUGCCGGCCGUGUACAAAAUGAUCGCCACGGUAAUGCUGCAGAGCGGAUUCGAACCAAGUUUCGGAUUAGGAAAGAGAUCAAAGUAUGGUUUGGGGUAUAUCCCCACAGAUGAUGAUGUGAAGAUGAAGAGGAAAAGGGAUCAAGGGUUGACUAAGCCGAUCCCGCAUCCCUAUCAAUCCUUUCCAGUCCGGGAGCAUGCCGAGCCUGACGACAAUGGGGAAGGAAUUUUUGACCUUUUCCAGGAGAUCAAUGCCAUCAUCGAGGAGGAGGCUAAGCCAGCUGGCUGUCGUGAUGCUGAACCAGGGGAGAUGCUGCAAAAUUGGACGUCCACGCCGAUCCUGAUGUCCCGGACUCUUUGGUAG